AUGCAUGAUGAGUUUGUAGCUGCUGUAGAGCGUACCUACUUCAACUUUUCGGACAACUGGGGCAGAGGUGGCCUUUCCAUCUCUGAAGUCAUCGAUCUGGCAAAAGCGGCGGACAAAAUCAAACAGAAUCCAGAUGUGUUUAUACCGUUCUGCUUUUCGAUGCAGAAGCUGAUCGAGCAUACGGACAAGAUUGAGAAGUGGGCGAGUGUGUAUAGUGAUUACUUGGCAUCACAAAGAGCGCAGGAGAUUUUGUUGGAAGCUGAUGGACUUGCACAAGAGGAUCCUGCUUUGCAGUGGACAGAAGAUGGUUGA
Aureobasidium musti is the source of this 312-nucleotide messenger RNA. The record is from the annotation of a GenBank genome assembly. Lineage: Eukaryota; Fungi; Ascomycota; Dothideomycetes; Dothideales; Saccotheciaceae.